AUGGCCGCUCUCGCAUCGAACAUCAUCAGCAACCCCUGGUUCUUCGAGCCUCUCCAGAUCUUUGCAACACUAGGCGCCGCCGUCAACUUUGGUGGUUCAGUGCUGCAAUCGCCUCUGAUCAUGCCCACUGUGACCGACCACGUCGUUGGAGUACCAAUCCACUACACAGCUCAACAAACCGCCUACCUGCUUCACAACAGCGAGCACUUCUUCCCUCCCCUCAAUGCUCUGUGCUCGCUUUCCAACCUCAUCCUUACAAGCACCGCAUUCCUGCGCGCCCGCGACGGUAACCUCAUUGCCGAAGCCAAGUUCCCCAAGCUCGCUGCCGCUUUUGGCUUGAACGUCGCAACCACAGCCUGGGCAUUGUUGAUCCAAGUCCCAAUGAACAAGAGAAUGGCCAGAUUGGCAGAGAUCCUCAAGGCUGGUGUUGCCAACGGCACCGACAAGGACAGCAGACAAAAGGCUGCUGAGACCGAGUUCAGAGAGCUGCAGCUGAGAUGGCGCAAGCUCAACUACGGUCGCGCUGCCAUCAUGAUCGCCAGUGCUGUCGCUGGUGCCCUUGCGCUGGUCGCAAAGCCCUAG
This is a messenger RNA of Aureobasidium musti, 582 nucleotides long. Lineage: Eukaryota; Fungi; Ascomycota; Dothideomycetes; Dothideales; Saccotheciaceae. The record is from the annotation of a GenBank genome assembly.